Ochlerotatus camptorhynchus is the source of this 657-nucleotide messenger RNA. RefSeq lists its product as uncharacterized. Lineage: Eukaryota; Metazoa; Arthropoda; Insecta; Diptera; Culicidae. The record is from RefSeq and is a predicted model, not a curated record. The transcript has a single exon. Bases 1 to 657 code for a protein of 218 amino acids.
AUGUGUCAAAUUGUUUUUCUAAGCCUACUGUUGAGUUUGGUGUGGGGAGUUUUGGCGGACCCGCAGCAGGCAUCGCUUUCAACGACCGCCAGACCGUCACUGGAGAACCCAGCCUACGAUCCGACGAUUUACCAGCAGUUCGUUCCUCAGGAUGCGGUCCAAAAGUACGUCCAAUCGUAUAACGGUCAUAAUUACCAAAAUGCACAAGGAUUCGUACCCUACGACCCAACCGCAUACGCUGCAAUUCCCUCGCAAUCGUUCCAAGCCUACCUGGUCCCGGCGACGCCGGUGGAGAAAUCAUCCCUCAUGAAUUCGUUUCGCACGGGAAUGCCAACGGCUCGUACGAUUGCGGUCUUCUUUGGACAAUUGCUGUCGUUCGUGUUUGGAUCCAUCGGUGCCGUUGCUUUGGGAACGCUCACGACGGCGAUUCUCUGCUUCUUUACCCCAUUUUGUACCCUGUCCUUCCGUAAUGCAAAAUUACUGGGCGCCAGCGAGGCAACGCAGGAAGUUAUAACCGCUCUCGGAGAACAGGUCACCGCCGAACGGGUGAAGCGUGCUGCGGAUUUCGUCAAAAUAGCCAUCGACAAGUUCCAGACUUUGAACAAAGAGGUUCGGGUGGCCACCGCGCGGAAGGCUACUUCCGGAUUAAAUCAGUGA